This is a messenger RNA of Diplodia corticola, 411 nucleotides long. RefSeq names its product mads box transcription factor mcm1. The record is from RefSeq and is a predicted model, not a curated record. The transcript has 3 exons. Lineage: Eukaryota; Fungi; Ascomycota; Dothideomycetes; Botryosphaeriales; Botryosphaeriaceae. The coding region runs from base 1 to 411 and encodes 136 amino acids.
AUGCCCACUAUGUAUGACGCUUCGAAGGUCGAGAAUCUGUCCGAGGCCGACAAGAUGCGCCUCAUCGUUGCGUACUUGAACCACAGUGAACCGAACAACGUCAACUGGGAUCUUGCUGCCACCGAGGCUGGCUCCAAGUCCAAGGGAAGCUACAAAAAAUUGGUGGCGAACGCUCUCAAGAAGCUGACCCCCGACACUGUUGUCGAGGGAGACGAUGGCCUCUCUGCUACGCUGCCUCUCAGCAUCACGAAGUCCGUCUCGGCUCCUGCCGCGAAGCAAGGCCGCAAGCGCGCCGCGUCAGUCGACGACGGCGAAGACGACGAUGUCAAGGCUGAGAAGGAGGGAACGAAGCGCCGCAAGGCCCCCACCAAGAAAGCCGUGAAGAAGGAGGACGGCGAGGAGGCCAUGUAG